Messenger RNA from Aegilops tauschii subsp. strangulata, 807 nucleotides. The record is from RefSeq and is a predicted model, not a curated record. Lineage: Eukaryota; Viridiplantae; Streptophyta; Magnoliopsida; Poales; Poaceae.
AUGGUUUUCGAAGACGAAAGCAGUGAGGAGACGUCCAGCCUACCGUACAUGCACUCGACCUCAUCCACGGACGGGCUUAACGAGGUCCCUUUCAGCGUUGAAGAUCCAGAUUACCAGGGGCUUGAGCUGGAAACGAUGUCGCCAUGUGAGAAGCACGGGAAGGCAUCUGAGAGGCUUGUCACAUUUGAAGGAACAGACACAAGGAGAAGGUUCUUAGCAUGUGCAGAGCCGGAAGGGCAGAAUUGUGGGUUUGUUGAAUGGGUUGAUCACCAGUGGCCCCCAACAAUGCAAAAUGCAUUGUUGAAGCUGUGGGCAAUGGUUGAAGAUAGCAGGAGUGCUAGGAACAAGUUGGAGGCCAACUAUGACAAGCUAGUCCAAGAUGUGUAUGAGCUUAUGAGCUUCCACGAGGAGAGGGUGGUGGAUUUCGGACAUCUGCAGUCUGCCAUUACAUAUCAGCAUGAAUGCAGAAGUGAGCUGGUGGCUGAUAUGAAGGCACAGAUGGCAAAGAGAGAUGCAGAGUCUGAGAAGCUUAAGCAGAAUUAUGAAGUGCUACUGAACCUGACAAGAGCUCAAGCUACAGUCAUCCAGAACCUGAAGUUGAAGCAUAUUACAGACAAGCAAUUGCUUAGUGAAGCUAAGAUGAACUUGGAGUUGAAGAAUGCAGAGAGCUCACAAAAUUUGCUUAAGGGAAAGGAAAAUCAUGGUGAAGAGAUGGUGCAGCUAGAGCCUCAGUUUGUUGAGCUGAUGAAGGCAGAGGAGAAGCUGAAGGAGAAGAUCAAGGGGAUCCAGGCCAUCUUAGAGAAGUGA